Mastomys coucha (southern multimammate mouse) is the source of this 2027-nucleotide messenger RNA. RefSeq names its product cylicin 1 (gene Cylc1). Gene Ontology annotation, molecular function: structural constituent of cytoskeleton. The record is from RefSeq and is a predicted model, not a curated record. Lineage: Eukaryota; Metazoa; Chordata; Mammalia; Rodentia; Muridae. Gene Ontology annotation, cellular component: acrosomal matrix; nucleus. The transcript is spliced from 6 exons. The coding region runs from base 64 to 1914 and encodes 616 amino acids.
GACUCAACAUUAUCAGUUUGAACAUACAAAUGCUGAAGACCUGGCAGAAGAUAGGCAAAGGAAAUGUCUCUUUCAAAACUGGAUGGUGAAAAAUUGACUGUUGAAGAUGUUCAAACUUCAAGUUCUUCCUGUCGACAAGAAAUAAAUACCACACCAUGUGAUGAUGACAUUUUAAUCAGUCAAACGAGGGAUAAAUGGAAUCAAGAAUAUUUUGCUUUGACAUUUCCCAAAACACCUAUGCCAGAUAUAAAGAAGAGAUCAGGACCUUCAGAAUUAGAAGUUGCAGUUCCUAAACAAGAGAAAAGGAAAAUUGAGGAAGGUCAGAAACCAACUCAUGUAUGGAUAAACCAGUUAUUAAGAGAAGUUUUCUUGAGGUCAUCCUUUUCUCUAGCUUUUAUUACACAGGCUCCAUUCAAAUAUCUUUAUAAUCCUCAAAACCAUUAUAUAAUGGCAGAAACUAGAAAGCCCAAAGAUGAUAAAAGAAGAAAAACUUUGAAGAAAAAUUUUAGGAGAAAAAUAAGCUCAUGUGUUAUAAAUCUGGAGUCCAUGAGAACAAUAACCAAUGGGAAACCAUCAAAAUCCUCACAUAAAAGUAAAUUGCCUAAGAAGUCAACCUCUACAACAGAAACAAAUCUAGAAUCUAACACUUCAAAGAAAACCUUGGAAAUGAGUUUGAGAAAUGACAACAAAAAUUCAAUGAACUUCUUUAGCAAGGAGAAUGUAGCCAUAUGUUGCAAGGACAAUUCCAAUACAAACCCUAAGAAGAGCAUUGAGAAAUUUUCUGAUGAGAUAUCAGACUCCACAGCUGAAUCCACAGAUUUUGAUGAAUGGUUAACAAAUUGCUCACAGAACAAUGCAAAGAAGCCUUCAAAGAAGGGUGGAAAGAAGGGAAGGGACUCAGAUAUUGAUUCUGGAGACUCAAAAGAUGGAAAGAAAGAGAGAAAGAAAAAUAUCAAGAAAGAAUCCAGGAAAAAGAAGGAUUCAGAAUCUACUGAUGCUGAAUCUGUUGACUCCAAGGAUGGGAAGAAAAAAAUAAAAAUAGUUAAUAAAAAGGAAAGCAAGAAAAGGAAGGAUUCAGACUCUACUGGUGGUGACUCUAGGGACUCCAAGGUUUUAAAGAAAGAUAAGAAAGAAAAGAAGAGUGCAGGCAAAAAGAGUAUAGAAUCUUCUGGUAGUGAAUCUGUAGAUUCAAAGGGUUCAAAGAAAGUAAAGAAACAAGUAAAGAAAGGAGUCUUGAAGAAUGCAACCUCUACUGAUUCUGAAGCAGAUGUAGCUUCAAAGAAGGGUAAGAAAGAUAAAAAGAACGAAAAUAAAACGAGAAAGAGGAAGCCUGUUAAGGAUACAGAGUCUACUGAUGCUGAUUCUGAAUCUGAAGGUGACUCAACAGGUAAAAAGGUUGAAAAGAAGGAUAAGAAAAUUACAAAGAAAGGAGAAAAGAAGAGUGCAAAGAAGAAUGUAUCAACUUCUGAAAGUGAGUCUGAUUUGGGAGUAAAGAAGGCAAAGAAAAAUAAAAUAAAGGACAUAUGGAGUUACACUGAUUCAGCAUCUGAUACAUCUUCCAAGACAGGCAGAAAAAUUUCAAGGCUCUCAAAUACUGAAUCUGACUCAUCAGAGUUCAGACAUGUAAAGACCGUUGAUUCAGAUGCCUCAUCCACAGACUCAAAGAGGGCAAUGAGAGGAACGAGGAAAGGAAUCAGAAAAUUAUCCAAAAAAACUACUUUCAAUGAAAAGGGGAAAAGAAGUGUGACUGGUAGAAUCCCUUCAUCAAGAGAAAGAAUAUCCUUCCCUCCUUGUGAGCCUGUUAAAACAUCACUUAAGUCCAGGCGUGUCUGUACCUGCAAGACACCACCUCCAUCUCCAAAACCAAGACAUGCUCCUUUGCCUGGAGUGGAGUGGAUUCACAAGCUGCUCUGAAAAACACCUGAGUCCUGGAUUUCACAGAAUGACCUUAUGGAAGCAAACUUCUUUCAAAUCAGCCUCCCUGCUUCUGUGGAACUAUAAUAAAGACCAGCAUCCAAAUAUCAAAA